AAAAAAGCCAAGACCCGCUUUGGCAUUUCCUCGUGUCCGAGCCCCACAUCAACCGCUUCUUCCAAGUUCGAAGGCUCGGAGUGACUCACUGAUUGACUGCCAUGGAAGCCAAUUCUUCUUCGUCUUUCAAGAUAAUUUUAGGCUCAGCUUCGGUAGCACGUCGGAAAAUAUUGGCUGAAAUGGGAUACGAAUUCACAGUCAUGACUGCAGACAUUGACGAGAAAUGCAUCAGAAAGGAAAAGCCAGAGGAGUUGGUUUUGGUUCUUGCCCAGGCAAAGGCUGAUGCUAUUAUAUCCAAACUACAAACUAUCAAUAAUCAAGAGAUGGAUGCUGAACCGACUAUUGUGAUUGCAGCAGACACACUGAUGGAAACUUCUCAGGCAGAAGCUAAUUCACAAAGGCUCCCAGUUGGUGACUACAUAAAGGAUGACGAACCAACACUAUUAAUUACUUCUGAUCAAGUGGUGGUCUAUGAAGGUGUGAUCAGGGAAAAACCAUCCAGCAAGGAAGAAGCACGGCAAUUUUUGAAAGACUAUUCUGGAGGACAUGCAGCAACAGUGGGAUCUGUGCAUGUUACAAACCUUAAAACCGGAUUCAGUAAAGGAGAAUGGGAUCGAGUGGAGAUUUAUUUCCAUGAAAUACCGGAUGAAAUCAUUGAGAAGCUGAUUGAGGAGGGGACGGUGCUCAAAGUUGCUGGGGGACUCAUAAUAGAACAUCCUCUAAUUCUUCCCUUUGUUAAAGAAGUGGUAGGGACAACUGAUAGCGUGAUGGGACUUCCCAAAGAUCUCACUAGGAGGCUGCUGAAAGAGGCCAUCUAGCUGCAGUGGAGCUUUACGAUUUGGUUGUUCGACUUCUGAUCAGCUCCUGUUCGUAUCUGUUGUGAACUAUGGUUGUUUCUUUGAUUUUCAGUGAUGAGAUUAUUAAUUAUCUUUUCGGCUUUCCAAAGCCUAGGAUAGGACUAAUUAUAUAUUAUAAAGCAAAAUUGCAUCGUUAACCCAAA
This is a messenger RNA of Prunus dulcis (almond), 1000 nucleotides long. Its product is annotated as 7-methyl-GTP pyrophosphatase. Lineage: Eukaryota; Viridiplantae; Streptophyta; Magnoliopsida; Rosales; Rosaceae. Gene Ontology annotation, molecular function: nucleoside triphosphate diphosphatase activity. The coding region runs from base 102 to 818 and encodes 238 amino acids. The record is from RefSeq and is a predicted model, not a curated record. The transcript is spliced from 10 exons.